Cyphomyrmex costatus is the source of this 909-nucleotide messenger RNA. It is a transcript of the gene trsn, whose product is annotated as translin. The coding region runs from base 127 to 864 and encodes 245 amino acids. The record is from RefSeq and is a predicted model, not a curated record. Lineage: Eukaryota; Metazoa; Arthropoda; Insecta; Hymenoptera; Formicidae. Gene Ontology annotation, biological process: RNA metabolic process. Gene Ontology annotation, molecular function: sequence-specific DNA binding; single-stranded DNA binding; RNA binding. The transcript has 5 exons.
GUGCCGACAUUUAUCAACGUUCAUUUGACAAGAUUGAUUGCGAGACCAUCAAGAUCGAUCGGUGCGUCAUUUCUAUACGAUCCAAUAUUGUGUGAAAGUAGCCAAAGUAGCUUUUCUUCAGAAAUAAUGGACGACACCAUGUCUUCUACGAUAACGGAGAUGUUUACUACGUUCCAAGACUUCCUGAACAACGAGCAAGAAAUACGCGAGCAAAUCCGUGUCAUUGUGAAGAAUAUUGAGAAAAAUUCUAGGGAUAUACUGAUGACAUUGCAAAAUAUUCAUACAGUACAUCACACAAUGGAGGAAAAUAUAAUUGUAUCAAAAUAUUGUUCAAAAGCAAGAGAAAUAUUUGGGGACAUAAGGAUACAAUAUGCGAGUCUCGCUGAAGUGGUACCAAGCAAUCAGUAUUAUCGUUACCACGACCAAUGGCGUUUUGUCACUCAAAGGCUGUGCUUUCUAGUUGCUCUAGUAAUAUAUUUCGAAAUUAAACUCUUAGUCGACAAGAAAACUGUUGCUGAUAUAUUAGGAGUAAAAAAUAACAGAGAGGAUGGCUUCCAUUUAGAUCUGGAAGAUUUCUUACUGGGUCUGCUUCAGUUAUCUGCCGAAUUGAGCCGUUUUGCUGUAAAUAGUGUCACGAAUGGUCAUUACUAUUGGCCAAUAGAAAUUGCAACAUUUGUUAAUGAGCUGAACGCGGGAUUCCGGCUAUUAAAUUUAAAGAAUGAUAUAUUGAGAAAACGUUUUGAUGCUCUCAAGUAUGACGUAAAAAAAAUUGAAGAAGUAGUGUAUGACUUGUGCAUCCGCGGUUUAGUACCGUCCCCUCGGCCUACUGAAGAAACGCCUACUGAAGAGACGCCUACUGAAUAGAUUUCUGUAUCUUUCCAUAAUAUUUUAAUAUAUUUCAAUUUAUAA